Molecule: messenger RNA, 681 nt
Organism: Eucalyptus grandis
Lineage: Eukaryota; Viridiplantae; Streptophyta; Magnoliopsida; Myrtales; Myrtaceae
Exons: 3
Coding region: 1-681 (226 amino acids)
Source: RefSeq, a predicted model, not a curated record
AUGGAAGAGAAAACUAAGGAAGGCUCAGCACCAGUAAGACUAGCUGAAGCGAGAAGGCCUCCUCUCCUCGCCGUAACGCUUGUUCGAAGAGUGACGAACGCGGAUUCCUCGAUCGGCGUCGAAGAGUUGUGCAAUCGGGUCUACGGUGGAGUGAUCAUAAAGGAUAAAAAACAGGAUUACAAACAGAAGUUCUGGGUCGACGAAGAUCUCCAAAAGAAUUGCUUCUUGUUGCUUGCUAAAAAGUUAUCCAUCUGUUGGAUCGAAAAUAAGCAAUACUGGGGUUGGAUCAACGAGGCGGAAGAAUGUUACAACGGCGAAGAAGACAUACCCGUGGCGAAGCUGUUGAGUGUAUGCUGGCUACAAAUUUCCGGCACGUUUAGGACAGUCAAGCUCUCUCCAAAGACCACAUAUGAGGUUGCCUUCGUGGUGAAAAGGAGUGUAGAUAGCAGUGGGUGGAACGUUCCGGUGAACUUAAACCUCACUCUACCGGAUAAAACCACGCAGGGACGCAUUGAGAAUUUGUUGGUGAAGCCGAAGGGUGAAUGGAUAGACAUCCCUGUUGGUACAUUCAUGACUUCUCCGGAGAAUGUUGGCGAGAUAAGAUUUUCCUUCUCCGAAACGGAUGACCAUUGGAAGUCCGGACUCCUUGUCAAAGGUGUUGUCCUUCGACCACAGGAUUAA